AUGACGGUAUACUGGCUUAGUAAUCAAAAUAUACUAUCAAAGCGAGGUGGGGUCAUCGGGGACUGCGCACUUUUCCACCAUUCCAUUCAUUCCCUUCAUUAUCUGCUACCCAGCCAACGUACCGUAUUACAUCUUAAUUCACCCGUUUAUCACAACUACCUACGCAACAGACAUACGAUGCUAGGGGGCAAAUCCAUUGUUGAUCGCAUCAGGGAUACGUUUAAACAUGCAGAAUCUGACUAUCCUUUGUACGCAUCAAUCUGCAAAAACGACAUACCGACUUUGCAAGAAGCGCUUGGGUUUCCCGAGGCUUCACUUUUGUUGUCAUUUGGGGAUGGCUGUUGGGGAACUCCACUCCACGUAGCAGUCUAUCUAGACAAUAUCGAGGCAGUUAAUCUGUUAUUACAAGCUGGUGUAGAUGUCGCUGCUGAGUCGUCUACACAAGAGGAUGGCUUAUCACCGCUAGCACUAGCUGCGAGUGUGGGCAAUCAACGUCUACUUUGGCGAUUGUGGCAACAUCUCCACUCCCAGACGGACGCCAACAAGACAAAUGUUGAUUCGUGUCUUUUCCAAGCCUCAAUCAACAGUCAGAUCACUGUUCUACGAGCUUUAUUGACUUGGAAAGAGUGGACAACAGAAGCCAAGGAUGGAGCCUUAUUUUGGGCCGCACGCAGCUGGAAGGCAUAUUCUGCACAACUUCUCACUUCAGAGCUGUCCUUUUCCCAGGAUAUCUUAGACCGGGCUCUAAGUUAUGCAGCAGAUUACAAGCCUUUAUUAGGAGACAACUUCAAACUAGACUACAGUGUGCGUUUAAAUGAUACAGCUAUUCGUAUCCUUCUCAGUCACAAUCCCUCUAUUUUCCAGGCCGAUAAUGAGUCUGGGGCUACCCCCCUUCACGCUGCCGCUUUUGGCUCCAACCUCGACACGCUACAGCUAUACUUGUCAUCUCCUCCAUUCGAACAGAGAGGUCAAGCUCUGACUACUAAAAACAACUAUAACGAAACGCUACUAAAUUACGCAGCUGCAGGAGCCAAGUGUGAUAUUAUAGAGUUUCUUCUCAGUCAGGGGCUUAAUGUCAAUAGUGUUAACGCAAACGGCUGGACACCUCUGCAUUGCGCCCUGACUCCAACGCGGCAGGGCUCACAGCUGAAUGGACUUAGCAAGUCAAUUUCUGAAGCUCUAAGAGUAGCACAGCUACUUCUCUUCCACGGUGCCGACCCUUAUAUUGUUACGGCUGAGGGAUGGACGCCACUGCAUUGCCUUUCCCUAUUUAGUAGCAGAAAGACAAAUGAUACCGAACUGAUUCAGUUAGUGGAUAACCUAAUCUAUCGUGGUAUUAAUAUACAUACCCAAGCAACAUUCAUAUUCUGGAAUGAAUUAGGCGAUAUAGAACCUAAGGAUUUUUACUGGGGCCACGAAGUCCAAAUGAGUAUCCAAAACCCUGAGACCUCGGGGGCGAUAGUACGAUCUGGUUACACUUCACUACAUUUCGCCGCUGCUCGUGGUAGCAUAAGCCUGGUCAAGGUUUUACUAAGCCGUGGAGCUGAUCCACUUGCCAAAGAUGCGAGAGGAAAUACAGCAAUCAAGAUAGCAGUUAAUUCAUUAUUGAUGGAUGAUUACCCGAGAAGACGUCAGGAUAUAGUACAGCUUCUAACGAAAGCGGCUCAGUUGUCUCCAUCUUAG
Molecule: messenger RNA, 1683 nt
Organism: Fusarium graminearum PH-1
Lineage: Eukaryota; Fungi; Ascomycota; Sordariomycetes; Hypocreales; Nectriaceae
Exons: 2
Coding region: 1-1683 (560 amino acids)
Molecular function (GO): protein binding
Source: RefSeq, a predicted model, not a curated record